Molecule: messenger RNA, 801 nt
Organism: Urocitellus parryii (Arctic ground squirrel)
Lineage: Eukaryota; Metazoa; Chordata; Mammalia; Rodentia; Sciuridae
Gene: Oscar
Product: osteoclast associated Ig-like receptor
Biological process (GO): immune response-regulating signaling pathway
Cellular component (GO): plasma membrane
Molecular function (GO): collagen receptor activity
Source: RefSeq, a predicted model, not a curated record
AUGGCCCUGGCGGUGGUCCUCCAGCUGCUGACCCUCUGGGCUCUGGGUCACGCAGACCUCACUCCGUCCGUGGCCACGAUAGUUCCCCCAGCCUCCUACCCCAAGCCAUGGCUGGGGGCUCAGCCAGCGGCAGUCGUGACCCCGGGGGUCAACGUGACCUUGAGGUGCCGCGCACCCCAGCCCGCCUGGAGGUUUGCGCUCUUCAGGGCGGGCGAGAGCGAGCCCCUGCUGCUCCGGGACGUGUCCUUGGAGCUGGCCGAGUUCUUUCUGGAGGCGGUGGCUCCCGCCCAGGGGGGCAGUUACCACUGCUGCUACCGCCGGCUGGACUGGGGACCGGGCAUCUGGUCCCAACCCAGCGACGUCCUGGAGCUGCUGGUGACAGACCUACUGCCGCGGCCGUCGCUGGUGGCGCUGCCCGGGCCGGUGGUGGCGCCCGGUGCCAACGUGAGCCUGCGCUGCGCGGGCCGCCUGCCGGGCAUGAGCUUCGCGCUGUACCGCGUGGGCCUGGCGGCGCCGCUGCAGUACCGCGACUCGGCGCAGCGCUGGGCCGACUUCCCGCUGCUCGGCGCCCGGGCGCCCGGCACCUACAGCUGCUACUACCACACGCCCUCGGCCCCCUACGUGCUGUCGCCGCGCAGCGAGCCGCUGGUCGUCAGCUCUGACGACUCCAGCUCCUUGGACUACACCCAGGGGAACCUCAUCCGCCUGGGGCUGGCGGGCUUGGUCCUCGCCACCCUGGGUGUGCUGGUCGUUUUGGACUGUUGCAGCAGGAGCAGUGCCCUCGACCAGGCCUUGCCCUAG